Messenger RNA from Rubroshorea leprosula, 1833 nucleotides. The record is from the annotation of a GenBank genome assembly. NCBI's taxonomy places the organism in Eukaryota, Viridiplantae, Streptophyta, Magnoliopsida, Malvales, Dipterocarpaceae.
AUGACUCAAUCAUUAUUUCUUAAUUUUCACAAUGCCCUCCAGGCGUCCAGCAGCUCUAAAAGCAUCGCUUUCAAAAUCAACAGGAUCAAUGGGGUCAGCAAUGCCACCUUCAACUCUAAGGCCAUUAAUCAGCCAUCCGAGAGGCACCAGAUUUCUGCUAUCACUGAGUAAGAAGAACUUGUUAGAUCAAUGGCCCAACCAUGAAUGUACUUCUCGUGUUCGUAGAUUCUCCGUUCGGCUUCCUUCUCACCCUUCUCCUCUUCGUUCUUCUCUUUCGCUUCGCCCUCGUCUUCUUCUUCCUCCUCUUCCUCUUCAUUCUCUGCUCCAAUCUCGUCCAUCUCCUCUUCUCUUUCCUUCCCUGUCCUCGAUGACGACUCCUCAAGCUGCCGGUGACUCAUCUCAGGCUUCCCAAACCAAAACGGUUCGGCUUGUGAUAAAGGGGAGGGUUCAGGGUGUUUUCUAUAGGAACUGGACAGUGGAGAAUGCUACCCAGCUAGGGUUGAAGGGUUGGGUCAGGAACAAAAGGGAUGGUAGCGUGGAAGCUCUUUUCUCUGGUAGUCCUGAUGUUGUACAAGAGAUGGAGCAGAGAUGCCGCCGUGGUCCUCCUGAUGCCAUGGUUACUGGCCUUCAGGUUUUCCCUUCCAGUGAUGAUCCUGGCACUGCAUUUCAGCAGAAACCAACAGUCUGAACAUUCUACAUGUAACGAGCUUGUUGCUCGAUUUCUAUCUUAGCAAGUAUAUAUAGUCUUUUUCUCAACUGAGGAUAAAAUAGAUGAAGUUGCAUUGCAUGCAAAUUCAAUGUUGAUAAUCCUGUUAAAUAAAUGUGACCUGAAUGGCUUCUGUACCCUUUGGUAUGAGAUAUGACGGUUCCUUUUCCUCUUAAAUGAGUUUUGUUUGAUCUGUUUUUUUUUUUUUUUUUUUUUUUUUUUGCUGUCAACUUCUCAAGCAUUGCAACAGUCUCUGAGUGAGUUCUGACUGCUGAGAAAUGAGUCGAUUUAUGUUUGUUAAAAUGCAAUUGCCUUACGUAGUUAGAUAUUUAGAUAUACUAAUUGUCUCAUUCCAGCUUUGUAGUCUAUUUGGAUGUGGAGAUGAAGAAGAAUGUUUGAGGAACAACAAAUGUUUGUCAAAACAACGAGUUAAUUAUUGUAGCCGCUAAUGCUUUUUCAAAUGCAUUCUUUGCUUGCCAUAUACUAGUAUUUCUGUUGUGCAAAUAAUUUGUUUGGGGAAGAAAUUUUCUGCGCCCUUAAAUCUACUUGUAUGAAAAACAGAAAGGAAGACAUGGAAACAGGUUCUAUCAGAUGAUUUUGGGUUUCAUACAGCCUCUAAAGGAAGAAAUUUGCUAUAUGUGAUUUAUAAACUGAAUUCAAGCGUCUUGUUUUUCUUCUUAUCCCCGCAGCUGUGUGCCUGUAGCCUUGUCUUGGAUGAUACCAUACAUAAAUGAGUGGAUUUGCAAAUGGUACCAAUCUGAAUUCUAAGAGAUGGAAUGAACAAAGGUGGUACUGGUGCUGACACCAUAAGUUUAAAGACGAAGCAAUCUCCUCUGCUUCCCUGAGUUCCUCAUUUCCAGUGCGUUCUGGAAAUCUUUUCUUCCCUGAACUAAAUGUUGUGCUGUUGAACUCCACCAAGCGGUCUGAUGGCUGCACGUCUUAUUGAGGUCGGUGAGCUGUUCAUCAGAUUUGAAGAUCGAAUCCCCAAUUGCUAACAUUUAAUAAUAUUAACCUACUAACUAUUGCCUUUAUCAAAAAAAAAAAAAAAAUGUUGUGCUGUCUGCACAGUUCUUCCCUUCUUUGAAGCCACGUUAAAAGCAGUCCCCUAACAAAAGUAUAACGUUUUG